AGGAGCGGAGCCUCCGCCUGGGGGGCGCGUAUUUCUGGCUGACUGUUCCCCAACUGCGCGUCCCUGCCCCACCCCCACGGCGGGGACCCCUGUGUUGUGGCGGUCUUUGCCUGGCGGAGGAGCUUCGAGCAGCCACCUGCCGCGUUCCACAGCUUCUUUGCAUCUCGGAUUUCGGGGCGACCCCCCUCCUUCUGUUCCUUCCUCUCGCAUCCUGCUUUUUUCUUCUGUGUUUUGCUUGGAUUUCGUAGCCGUCCGUUUUUGCGUCCCUUAUUCGUUCUGCUUCUAGGUGCUUUGCAGAGUGAGGCUACAUUCACACCCCUUCUUGUUAUCGCCUCCUACUCUACAGCCCUUUACAUCGCGGCGGGGGGCCUAAGAUCCGAGCGCGUCUGCCGCGCUGCCAGCAGCCCGCAGCCCGCGGCCGUGCACCCCAGGAUUUGCAGCAGCCGCCUCUCGCAGGGGGUCUCCUUCGUCCCUACUGCCUUCGCUUCCCGCGCGCCCCAGUGCGUGGCAGGCAUCCGUGCGCGACUCCCCCGCUUCUCUGCAGCCCCCCGCCCCGCGCCGGGACUCGCCCCGCGCCGCCAAGAUGGUCAUCCAGAAAGAGAAGAAGAGCUGCGGGCAGGUGGUUGAGGAGUGGAAGGAGUUCGUGUGGAAUCCGCGGACACACCAGUUUAUGGGCCGCACCGGGACCAGCUGGGCCUUCAUUCUCCUUUUCUACCUCGUCUUCUAUGGCUUCCUUACGGCCAUGUUCACCCUUACAAUGUGGGUGAUGUUGCAGACUGUCUCUGACCACACCCCCAAGUACCAGGACCGCCUGGCUACACCAGGCUUGAUGAUUCGUCCUAAGACUGAGAAUCUUGAUGUUAUUGUCAACAUCAGUGACACUGAAAGCUGGGAUCAGCAUGUACAGAAGCUCAACAAGUUCUUGGAGCCUUACAACGACUCCAUCCAAGCCCAAAAGAAUGAUGUCUGCCGUCCGGGACGCUAUUAUGAGCAGCCAGAUAAUGGGGUUCUUAACUACCCAAAACGUGCCUGCCAAUUCAAUCGGACCCAGCUGGGCAACUGCUCUGGUAUAGGGGACCCCACCUACUAUGGUUACAGCACUGGGCAGCCCUGUGUCUUCAUCAAGAUGAACAGAGUUAUCAACUUCUAUGCAGGAGCAAACCAGAGCAUGAAUGUUACCUGUGCUGGCAAGCGAGAUGAAGAUGCUGAGAAUCUUGGCCAUUUUGUCAUGUUCCCUGCCAAUGGCAACAUCGACCUUAUGUACUUCCCCUACUAUGGCAAAAAGUUCCACGUGAACUACACGCAGCCUCUGGUGGCCGUGAAGUUCCUGAAUGUGACCCCCAAUGUGGAGGUGAACGUGGAAUGCCGUAUCAACGCUGCCAAUAUCGCCACAGAUGAUGAGCGAGACAAGUUCGCUGGCCGUGUGGCCUUCAAACUCCGCAUCAACAAAACCUGAGGUCCCCUUUCUCUUGCCCCGAUCUCUCUCCCAUGGAUGCUUCUGGAAUGUCUCUGACCCUGCCUGAUCCCUCCCUCACCCACCCCAAAGGUAUUUUUUAUAACAGAGCUAUGACUUGUCCAGUCUCACGCCCUUUUCCUUGACUUCUCAAACCAGCCUGAUGUCCACUGUGAUUCCCUGACUGCCCAUGUUUUCUGCCAUCUUGUCCCAUACUAAGCUCAUCCAGAGAUAGAGAUGGGCUACUCAAAUGGCCACAGAGGAUUUAGGAGUCUUUCUAGCUCUGGUUUAGCUGUCAGUGGGAUGUCCCUACAGCCCCCACUUCUUCUGCCCCAUCUUCUGAGAGCUACAAAAUAUGCCCACUUACCCAGCCAGUACACACAAUCCUCACUUCAGCCCUUUGCUUCCCAGAAAUGAAUAUAGUAUUCCCUUCUUCUAGUCUUAAGCUCCAGCCAUUGUACCUUUUCUCACUGUUACACUUUCUCCUUGUCUUUGCAGUGCUUAUCUUGCUGGCUUUGACUUCUGUGGUUCCUCCAGAUUUUAACUCCUUUUCCCCCAUCUUUAUUUUGUUUUCUGGAAAGCAGCCAUUUGUAAUAGAGAACAAGUUGAUUCCGUGGCCUUUAUCCUCCCCCUAUGGUGACUCCAUGAGCUGGGAAAUGAAGGAAUGAAAGAGAAGUCCUGUUGAUUCUUCUAGAAAGUUCUGUAGCGGCUCCUGACUCCAAUUUCUUCUUGGUCUUUCUGUCAUCCAAAGAGCCACUACUCAGAGAGAGGCGGGCUUGACCUAGGCUGAAUAUCCACUUUGUUUUUACCAAUGGCUCCCUUCCCCCAUUUGCCUUCCCAGAAUAUCCUUCAAGUUCCACUUCCCAGGGAGCCUUGGGGGAGGGGCAGCCAUCUUGGCUCUGUCCCCAGUGGCCACCUUGGAGACAUCAGCUGGCUGGGGAACUAGUCCACCUCCUUCUGAGCCCAGAUCUGCCCCCACCAUCCUCUCACUGGGUUCUCCUAGCAAGUAACCAACUGAUCGUUAACUUCUUCCCUGUACUCUGCAUGUCAGCCUGAAAGUUUCAAAUACUCCUCUCAAUCUAUGCUCUGAAUUUCUUGGCUCCAUUUCUUUCAGACCUUUUUGCCUUUAAAAAAAAAACUAAAUGCCCAUAGAAUGUUAAAUGAGGGGCCUCCUGUUCUGAAUAUUCUUUAGUUAUAGAAGCAUUUUAACUCUUUCUUCUCUGGUUUCCCUUCUUGGCCUCACCCUCUGCAACUUCCUUUUUAUUAAUGCUGCAGCCUCCACGCUCCACCUACAAAUGGAAUCUUUCCUUUUGCUGGAUCUGUAUCUCUUCCUUCUGGGUCCCCAUGUUUUCCUGCACUGCCCUCUCCCCAGUGAUUUCUUUGCAGUUAUUUAAUGCCUGUGUCAGAUCUGAGAAAAAAAAAAAAAAAAAAGAUAAAGUACAAUAAAAUGAGAGUAAUUAUAUAUAUAAAUA
Octodon degus (degu) is the source of this 2925-nucleotide messenger RNA. It is a transcript of the gene Atp1b2, whose product is annotated as ATPase Na+/K+ transporting subunit beta 2. NCBI's taxonomy places the organism in Eukaryota, Metazoa, Chordata, Mammalia, Rodentia, Octodontidae. The transcript is spliced from 7 exons. Gene Ontology annotation, cellular component: sodium:potassium-exchanging ATPase complex. Gene Ontology annotation, biological process: intracellular potassium ion homeostasis; intracellular sodium ion homeostasis; sodium ion export across plasma membrane. Gene Ontology annotation, molecular function: ATPase activator activity. The record is from RefSeq and is a predicted model, not a curated record. The coding region runs from base 584 to 1456 and encodes 290 amino acids.